This is a messenger RNA of Lipotes vexillifer (Yangtze River dolphin), 1192 nucleotides long. RefSeq names its product proenkephalin (gene PENK). The transcript is spliced from 3 exons. The record is from RefSeq and is a predicted model, not a curated record. Gene Ontology annotation, cellular component: plasma membrane; axon terminus; neuronal cell body. The coding region runs from base 88 to 861 and encodes 257 amino acids. Lineage: Eukaryota; Metazoa; Chordata; Mammalia; Artiodactyla; Lipotidae. Gene Ontology annotation, biological process: neuropeptide signaling pathway; sensory perception; chemical synaptic transmission. Gene Ontology annotation, molecular function: opioid receptor binding.
CCGCCUGCCUUGCUCACCUCUCCCUCCUGGAGUCGCCCGCACCGGCUUUCUCCGACCAGCCUGUGCGUCCGGAACAGCGGCAACACCAUGGCGUGGUUCCUGAGACUCUGCACUUGGCUGCUGGCGCUCGGCCCCGGGCUCCUGGCGACCGUGCGGGCGGAAUGCAGCCAGGACUGCGCGACGUGCGUCUACCGCCUGGCGCGCCCGACCGAUCUCAACCCGCUGGCUUGCACACUGGAAUGUGAGGGGAAGCUGCCUUCUCUCAAGACCUGGGAAACCUGCAAGGAGCUUCUGCAGCUGUCCAAGCUGGAGCUCCCUCCAGACGGCAACAGUGCCCUCGGCAAACAGGAGGACCACCGCUUGCUGGCCAAGAAGUACGGGGGCUUCAUGAAGAGGAAGAUGGAUGAGCUGUAUCCCCUGGAGCCGGAGGAAGAGGCAAAUGGCGGUGAAAUCCUUGGCAAGAGAUACGGGGGCUUCAUGAAGAAGGAAGUGGAGGAAGACGACGCCAUGGGCAAUCCCUCCGACCUGCUGAAAGAGCUGCUGGGAGAGGGGAACCAGCGAGAAGGGGCUCCCCACCAGGAGGGCAGGGAUGACGCAGACGUGAGCAAGAGAUACGGGGGCUUCAUGCGAGGCUUAAAGAGAAGCCCCCAGCUGGAAGACGAAGCCAAAGAGGUGCAGAAGCGGUACGGUGGCUUCAUGAGAAGAGUGGGUCGCCCGGAGUGGUGGACGGACUACCAGAAAAGGUACGGCGGCUUCCUCAAGCGCUUUGCAGAUUCCCUGCCCUCCGACAAAGAAGGUGAAAGUUACUCAAAGGAAGUUCCCGAAAUGGAGAAAAGAUAUGGAGGAUUUAUGAGAUUUUAGUCCCCUUUCCCAUCAGUGAGCCCAGGCCCCAGCAAGCCUUCCUCCACCCCCCAGCGAGAGAGUGCUUCGCAGGUCGUGUUGUAUUGCCCUGUGCUGCUUGCAUUAUAUAGCUGACUUGAUUGUCUGCAUAACUUAACUGUACAACCUAAAAGCUGUCAUUCCAGGUCCUGUGUUCUUUUGAGAAUCCUUAAGCCUUUAAGUAUUUGUCUCUUGCAGCUGUCUUGUUUACAUGCUCAAAUAGCUUUUGGUAUUACCUUGUCCUUUAUUUUUGACAAAACGCCAGUAAAUGCAUACUCGUAUGUAGAUAUAAUAAACCCAUCACCCCAAAUGC